CAGGGAAAUAGAAAUUUUAUAUUCAGUUUGCUUGAUUGCAGAGAUUUCGGUGAAAAAGACAAGAGAAGAGAGAGAGAGAGAGGGAAAUGAAAAUAAAGCAGAUUCCAUUUCAAUCUUAAGCUCUAAAAUGCUAAUAAAUACAACAUAAUACAUACUAAAAUCCAUAAAUUUUAUAUUCAAGUAGAAGCCCUCUUACGUGUGUGCCUAUAUAUUCCCAACUUGCUGCAGCUUCUCAUUAUCAAGGUAUUAUCAUUUCCCAAGAGAAAAAGUGAGGGUAGAAAAAAAAAUGGAGCUCAAUCAACAUGGCUACUUAGAGGAGCUGCUAACUUUUAGAAGAGACACUUGGGAAACUAUGCCGAGUUUUCCUUCAGAAAUGAGUGAGCUUUUCUCUAGUGGGUGGAGUUUUGAUUGCUUUGAUGAUAAUCUUGCAGCCACACUCCCUCCCAUUUCUUUCCAUGAAGAUUUAUCUUCUCCUCUUGAUCAAGAAUUCAACAAUUACUACUUUAAUGAAGUUUCCUGCCCGUUUGGCGAUGAAUUCUCGACGCCCCCACUCGCAGAUGAGUUCUCAGCUCCACAGUUUACUGAUUCUUCGUAUAACACUCUUGACAGCCUGCCGUUUCCUGUUCAAGAAGGCACUCCAAUGUCCGCCACAAUGGAGGAUGAUCAGGACCUGGGUCUGCUUCCGAAUAAUGUUCACGGCUUGAAGAUGCAGGAUACUUGCAAAGUUGAGCCGAUUCAGUCACCUGAGAUACCGGUUUUCAAUAUUGGUUCUUGCCCAGAAAGAAAGUUGAGAGGUAAGAAGUUGGAGGGGCAGCCAUCAAAGAAUCUAAUGGCUGAGAGAAGAAGAAGAAAGAGAUUAAAUGAUCGGCUUUCAAUGCUAAGAUCAAUUGUUCCUAAGAUAAGCAAGAUGGACAGAACAUCAAUUCUGGGAGACACAAUAGAUUACGUAAAGGAGCUAUUAGAGAGAAUCCAAAGCUUGCAACAAGAAAUCGAAGUGGGUUCCGAUCAGUUGAACAUGAUGAACAUUUUGAAGGAUACAAAAGCAAGUGACUUCAUAGUGAGAAAUUCACCAAAGUUUGAUGUAGAAAGAGUAAAUGAAUCAACUCGCAUUGAUAUCUGCUGCGCAGCGAAGCCAGGGCUUUUGUUAUCAACAGUAAAUACUUUAGAAGCAUUAGGCCUUGAGAUUCAACAGUGUGUUAUUAGCUGCUUCAAUGAUUUUGCAAUGCAAGCUUCUUGUUCAGAGGAAUUGGAACAGAGAAGACUGAUAAGUUCUGAAGACGUAAAGCAAGCAUUAUUCAGAAGUGCAGGAUAUGGAGGAAGAUGCUUAUAAAGAAGAGUAGAAAAUGGAAGAACAUGAGGAGAAAUUUCAAUAGAUAGUUUUCAAAAUCUCUGUUUCAAGUGAGGUUACAGUGACUUCUACUCAUCAGACCUUUGUAAAAAAAGAAAUCUUCUUCUAUUGGAGAACAACAUAUCAUUUCAAUUGCUUUAAUGUGAUUAGGAAUAUUUUUGGGAAAUCUAUAAGACAGAGUUCAUGACAUGACUCCAUGUUAGCUAUUUGAAGCUUUUCUGUACACACAUCAUCUCUAAGAUUAAUCAACCAAAUUCUCUCUUUGUGGUUA
Messenger RNA from Manihot esculenta (cassava), 1619 nucleotides. Its product is annotated as transcription factor bHLH93. Gene Ontology annotation, molecular function: DNA-binding transcription factor activity; protein dimerization activity; sequence-specific DNA binding. Gene Ontology annotation, biological process: regulation of DNA-templated transcription. The transcript has 4 exons. Gene Ontology annotation, cellular component: nucleus. Bases 287 to 1330 code for a protein of 347 amino acids. NCBI's taxonomy places the organism in Eukaryota, Viridiplantae, Streptophyta, Magnoliopsida, Malpighiales, Euphorbiaceae. The record is from RefSeq and is a predicted model, not a curated record.